GAAAAAUCAUAGAAUUUAGGAGUAAAAGUUUUCUUUAAAAAGGACAAAGAUUAUCAACCAAAAAUGGUUAGCAACAGUUUGGUUGUACCAGUUGUAUUGUGGGGUCCGUAUCAACCAACCCAUUGCGUAUCAAGUGUGUUUCUAUCGAAAGAUCAAAAAACACUAGCCACUGGAUGCUAUGAUGGACAAAUUUGUUUAUGGAAAGUCGAUCCUGAUACAUUGAAAAUGACCCCGAGAUGUUUGCUAGUUGGACACACAGCUCCAGUACUGUGUCUAGCUCCAGCCUCAAUCAUUCAGGACAAUAAUUUUCUUGUCAGUUCUUCAGAGAGCGGUGAAAUGUGUACAUGGGAUUUGGUUGAUGGAAAAUGUAAAGAGAGUGCGAAGCUGUCUCAGGUGCACACAAGUAUACAGGGCUAUCACAUGUCCAAUUGUGACGAUAUUCGACUGUUUUGCGUUGGUUAUUAUGCAGAAAUAAUGGUCAUGGAUCCAUUUAGUUUGGAAGUGAUUUUCUCUCUUAGCUCUAAAGUGAAACCGGAUUGGAUAUCGGCAAUUCACGUUUUGAGGCCAUCGAAACGAAAGGACGAUGUAGUUCUUGCCAUCACAACCACUGGAACGGUUAAAGUCUGGACGCUGAUUGGAAACGAGAAUAAAUAUUCGGAACCGAUCUACGAGAAUGAGUCAAAGCAAAUUCGAUGCUUAAAUGCAAUCAGUUUGAACUGUUGCUCUCAGAAUCAGCGUACAGUUUUGAUUGUUUGUGCAAAAUAUUGGCAGAUUUAUGAUGCUGGCGACUUCACUGUGCUUUGCAGUGUUAUAUCCCCAUCUGGUGAACGUUGGCUGGGUGGAGAUUUUCUGGCAAACGAUCGUGUUAUUCUUUGGUCCGAUGAGGGAAAAGGAUAUUUGUAUCGAUUGCCAGCGAAACAUUGGGAUGGUGGUCCACCUAGAUAUCAAAAUGCUCCGAUGGCUCCGCCAGCAUCCGAAUACGAACGACCGCCACCGUAUUACUUCCCCGGCGCUCCAUCUGAACAAGAAUGAAAUGGAAAAUGUUUGUUUGAUUUACUGAUUUUCUCUUCAAUUUUCCUUCGUAAAUUUAGAAUUAUGAAAUUAUUCCAUUCAAUCUAGACGAUUGAACAGUGGCAUUUAUUAAGAAUAAUUUAAAUCGAAGAAGAGAAAGUAAAAUGCGAGAGAAAUAUUUUCAGUUUUAAUUAUAUUAGGGAUAAAAUUAUGAAAAAGGAAUGAAAAAAAAAAGAUUUUAAUCGCCCAUUCGUCCAUCAGUGACAACUAAAAACACAUUUUUUUCAUUUGUUAAAUUUUUUUUUAUAUAUUCACACAAACAAAAAAAAAGAAACAAAAAUAUUUUUGAAGAUAAGGCUGAAUUUAGUAAAAAAAAAUGUUGGAAAAAUAAAAAAAAAAUAUUUUUUACAAUUAACAACUAAUUUAAUGGGAAAUAAAACAAUGAAUUGUUCAACAAAAUGAUAAAUAAAAUGUCUUUAUGUGCAUUAUUGUUAGCGAAAGAAGAAAAUACAGAGAGAAUUCUCCACGAAAAAGCGGUAAUUUUUGUUGGGCAAUAAAUUUUGUACAUCAUACAAUGAAACGCUACGAAAAAAUUAAAAUUUUGAUUCAAUCUAAAUGUGAUUCUUAUUUGCCACGGAAAAAUGUUACACAAAACACGAAGUGUGAGUUAGUAAUACGAAAUUAUUAUAUUAGGACAGAAUAAUACACUUAUACAAUGUUCUGCCUUUAACGUCGACUCAAAUUUACUUCAAAUUCGCUGUAACGCAGGUACUGCGGAUCAGCUGCAAUGGUACAUACACUUCCCAUAUAUCUCAAAACAAGCCAAUUGCAUAAUAGGUGUCAGUGUCCAGUGUUACCAUUUUUAAUGUGGCUAAAAAUCAAUAGAUGUUGGCCUGAAGUUGAAUUUAUCUUAAUUUCUAUUAUUUGAGAAUCGACCUGCUUUUGAGCCUAAAUAUUCUUUAACCCAGAAAAUAUGUGUCUACACUAACUUCAUCAGCACCCAGUAGCAGUAGUUCAGGACAUUCCCACUUCAAUAUUUUCUUUUUCCUGCCUGCAUCAUGACAAUAUAAUCAGUAAUUCUUAUUAACUUUAUAUGCUUACUAACGAAACGUAUGUCUACGACCUUCAAAUUGCUGAUGUCCACUGAAGUUCAGACAUCAUGUGAAUAGUUAAAUGCAGAAAGAGGACAUGUACCAUUAGCGAAUCAUAAGAAAAAUGAAAUUUCAUUUGUUUUGCUUCAUUCUGAAUAGUCUGACGAUGUUAAUCGAAGUUUUUGAUGGUUUCAAAGAAAAAACCACCGUCGGACCAUUCGAAACAAAGCAAAACGAAUAAAAUUUCAUUUUUCUUAUAAUUCUCUAAUGAGACAUGUGUCCUUUGUGCAUUUAACUAUUCAUAUAAGGACUCACUUAAUGUCUUUAUUACCUCACGUUUUGUGUUUUGGACAUUCCGUUUAUUUUUAAAUUAAGUAAAAUUUGAAUUCGUAAUCGAAGCAAAAGAUAGAAAUUUUUUAAAAGAAAUUUAUUUUUGGUUAUAAUUUAGUGAAAAUUCUGUUUCUUUAUUUCAUAUUACCAUAAGUGCGUCGUCCAAUUCAAAAUUGCAACGUCACUAAAGGAGUCAUUUUAACGUAUAUUAUCGUUGAGAACAAAAUAUGGUUUCAGCGUUAAGUUGACCCCUGUUGUUCGUUGAAUCGGUUUGAAAUUUUUGGCGAACUUACGGCGGUAAUUCGUUUUUCUUAUGUGUUUUUUUAUAACGAAAUUGUGUUACAAAUGAGAAAGAGAUUAUGAUAUUUUUGUAACAGUUGGUAUCAAAAGUCAGUCUCAUACAUCUGUCAAAGUGGCGUUUUAAACGUCAAACCGAAAUCAAUAUGCGAAUUGGUCGCAUAAUCUUUUAAUGUUCCUCAUUCCAUUAAUAAAAUAGAAUCGAAGAACAAUCAAAUGUUUCAUGACCACUUCAAUAUUUAGUUUGACGUUUAAAACGUCACUUUGACAGAUGGAUAAGACCGAGUUUUGUACCCAACUGUCACAUUUAACCUUUCAGAAACGGUUUAAUCAUGAAUGUUUUCGACAGCAACGAUAAAAUUAAACAAUGAUCUCCGGUAAAUGUAGCUUUGGUGCAGUGUAUUUUUUUAAACAAUUGAGGUAAAAAGAUCAUAACAUCAAACAUUUUUCGGUGAUAAAUUGAAAAGCCGUAUAGCGAAACGUUUUGCCGUCUCUGGAAGGUUAGUUAUGAGAUUCAUUUUAAGAUAAAAAGUAAUAGAAGAUAUAAGGAGAAGUCUAACGAAGGAAAUGCGCGUUAUUACACUUUGAUCUUUUUUCGGACUGAACAAGCGAAUUAAACGCGAAACAUAUAAAUGUCUAAUUUUCAAUGUAAAAUAAAAAGAAAAAAAAAUGUGUCACUAGGUAAGGCAUAUUUUGACUAUACACCAUACGAACAAACAAAAUCAAAAGAAAAGAAAAAUUCAUUCAUUUACCACUAGUCGACUAAUAAUUCAUUCCCGUUGUUUGUCGAUGUUUCGUUUGACCAUAUUUUUAUGUCAAUUUUUUUUUUUUACAGACAAAUAAAAAAGUCGCGUCCGAGCAACGUAUCAAAUUUUCGAUCAAUUUUUCCGAAACACUAGCGAGGAAAUGAGUUUUAAUUUAUUUUAACCGAAAUCGAUUUCAAAAACAUUAUUUUUACUCUAUUUUAUUCAAAAAUUUUCCAUAUUGAGAUAAACAACGCUAACCCAGUGCAUAGUGACGCAAUAUUAUAUGUUCGUUUGGAAUGUAUUUUUACAUUUAUUGCCCUAAUAAGUUUAAUUAUUACGGCAUUGCAGGUCUUCUAUAGCGUUUUUGGACGCACAAAUUAUACAUCACUAGCACUUAGUAAUAAAUCAAACGGGCUUCCAGGCCUCUGGUAGACAAAUAAUGUUCGGAUUCGAGGUUUAAUUUUUCUAAAACAAUAGAGAUCACUUUUACAGCUCGGUUUUUUCUUUGUUAAUAAGAAUUGAGGAUUAGGUAUUAUUCAAUUCAAUAGUCAUCGAUGGAGCUCCUUUUUUCGAAUGAUGUUAAGAGUGGAGUGUGAUUGUUCUUUUUCACUGAUCAUUUGAAGCCGACAAUGAACUUUUUAAAUGAAAUUGUAAUUAUUGUCGCCGUCUACAUUUAACGUAAAUGGAUCACUUAAAACUAAAAAUAUCUAGCUGUAACAUCUCUCAAAUAAUUGAUAAAAAUAAUAUAAAAUAUGG
Molecule: messenger RNA, 4231 nt
Organism: Bradysia coprophila
Lineage: Eukaryota; Metazoa; Arthropoda; Insecta; Diptera; Sciaridae
Product: WD repeat-containing protein 7-like
Cellular component (GO): cytoplasm
Molecular function (GO): protein binding
Source: RefSeq, a predicted model, not a curated record